AUGGCUGUUCCUUCCAAUCCAGAUCGAUAUGCGUCUGGUGGCCACUUGCUUGUCCUUGGAACAGAAAAACCGACUCAGGCACAGACCGUCGGUAUCAAAGCCAUCCGCAAAAAUCUCAUUGAAGAACGCCAACCGGACCGCCUCAUUUGGGAACGUCGCCUACCCAACGGCGUGCUGUCCUUCUGGGAUAUUGGUAUCCCUGAUUCCUUGCACUCAACAUCAGGCGCAUUUGUCUCAAGAUUCUCGCCUACUGCCAACAACAGUAACUUAACGGUCCCCUUGAUGUUGGCGUUCUAG
Molecule: messenger RNA, 297 nt
Organism: Psilocybe cubensis
Lineage: Eukaryota; Fungi; Basidiomycota; Agaricomycetes; Agaricales; Agrocybaceae
Exons: 1
Coding region: 1-297 (98 amino acids)
Source: RefSeq, a predicted model, not a curated record